Molecule: messenger RNA, 5446 nt
Organism: Coregonus sp. 'balchen'
Lineage: Eukaryota; Metazoa; Chordata; Actinopteri; Salmoniformes; Salmonidae
Source: the annotation of a GenBank genome assembly
CUCUGGAUAAGAGCGUCUGCUAAAUGACUAAAAUGUCAAAUGUAAUGGUCGCUGUGCCAACAAGAACCCUGAUCCAUGCGCCCACACAUUCGUUAAAUCCAAAAAUCUGAUUUGGGUGAGGCUCAAUUAUGAUUUAGACCUGAUAAGAGUCAGUUCCAUAUUUAAUUGUGAUUCAUCUGCACACCUGAUCAGUAUUAUGUCAAUUUCAAGAAUGUGUUUUCAAUCAGCAAAAUUGAAAACAUAAAAGUCUUCACAUCUUGCACUGGUGGCUAUAGUGUUGAUAGGUGUUUGUGGAUGUUGUCCCUCUGUCUGUCUGCUCCAGGUGCCAGAUCACGGCUGGGUCAUUGCUGACUGUGACUCCAGUAAGUGUCACUUCUGCAACAAGAAGAUCAAGACCCUGGCAGGGAAGCAUUGCUUGUGGUGCUAACAGAUGGUGAGUGUGUGUUUGUGCGUGCAUAUUUGCUUGCUUGAAUGUAUGUGUACACACAGGCUGCCGCUGGUCUUUACAAUGACUGUCUUGUAUUAGCGCCAUGACGACUGUGUGAACUUUGGGUCAUCAUCGUGCGACUGCGGGUCUCUAAGAGACCACAUUCUGCCACCGUGGGCCAUAUACUCAGUCUCCAAGGUCAGCCAUUAAACCCAUGACAAGCCCAUGACUCCGUUCCACAACAGUUUGCAAAUGAAGUCACAUUGUUUAUAGCCAUACAGACUAUUCUUCCGCUAAAAACAAUAAAUGCAGGCAGAUUUUGUCACCCAAUAAUACUACAGUAUGUGUCAAAUGUGUUUAUUCCUUGCCAUGCUCCUAACUCUCUCCGUCCCUGUGUUUCAGGAGAAGGAUGAAGAGGGAAGGAGGAAUUCCAUGGAGGACACUAGCCUAGAGGACAUCACCCCAGACGGGCACAUUCUGCAGGUACACUCUUAGAAAAAAAGGUGCUACCUAAAAGGGUUAUUUGGCUGUCCCCAUAGGAAAACCCUUUGAGGAACCCUUUUUGGUUCCAGGUAAAACUCUUUUUGGUUCCAGGUAGAACCCUUUUGGUUCCAGGUAGAACCCUUUUUGGUACCUUGUGGAACCUUUUCCACAGAGGGUUCUACAUGUAACCUAAAAGGGUUCUACUGGAACCAAAAAAAGGUUAUCCUAUGGGGACAGCCAAAUAACCCUUUUGGAACACGUUUUUCUAACAGUGUAGGGUUCCCUAACUAUCAAUGACAGGGACACACCGUACCAUAUCAACCUCACACACAAUAAUAGUCCUAUCCAUUAGCAUGGGCACCAAUGUGUGCCAGUACUGCAUUUUAAUUUAAUAUGGAUCUGCUAAUGUCAGUCGUAUUUACUGCAAUUGUAUUGUGCUGGUUGCUGCAUGGCAUGCAUGCCGUUGUUUGGGGAAUUUACACAUCAAUCUUUUCUAUUCCCCAUCUCCCUUUGCAGAUUGCUCCAAUUCCAGACACCCACCCUCUCCUGGUGUUUGUGAACCCAAAGAGCGAAGGAAAGCAAGGGGAGGGGUAAGAACGGAGCAGGACAGACAUCAUAAAACAUAUCCUAGCCUGCACUAGUAGCAUGUACUCCUGUGACUGUGAGGGAAUGUCAUGCCAUGCCAUAUAUGUUUCAGAGUGCUGAGGAAGUUCCAGUAGUUACUGAACCCCAGCCAGGUCUACAAUCUCUCCAAUGGAGGACCUGGACCCGGGUAACUUCAAGUGCAGUUUGACCAUCAGGGUGGGAGGGAAGUGGACUGUACUAUUACAUAUGUUAUGUCAUUGUUAGGACAGUAUUAUGUAUGUCUUAUGUUGAAGGGUUAAUGUAAAGUGCUACCUUUUUUUAAUCAAUUUCCAAUUUGGGGAUCGGUGUGACAUAGUUAAAUUAUAUCUUAAUUCUUAUUAUCUGUUAUUUCCACUAUGAAUGUGUAUCAUUGUGUGCUCUUGCUUCGGCUUGCUCUUUGGAGUUUGGGCCGGGUGACUGUAAAAACACUUAGUGACAACUGCUGAUGUAAAAGGGGCUUUAUAAAUAAAUGUGAUUGACUGAUUGAUGUGUACAGUGCCUUUCAAAAAUAUUCAUUCCCCUUGGCGUUUUUCCUAUUUUGUUGCAUUACAACCUGUAAUUAAAAUAGAUUUUUAUUUGGAUUUCAUGUAAUGGACAUACACAAAAUAGUCCAAGUUGGUGAAGUGAAAUGGAAAAAAGAACUUGUUUCAUAAAAUUCAAAAAAAUACAUAACAGAAAAGUGGUGCGUGCAUAUGUAUUCACCCACUUUGCUAUGAAGCCCCUAAAUAAGGUCUGGUGCAACCAAUUACCUCCAGAAGUCACAUAAUUAGUUAAAUAAAGUCCACCUGUGUGCAAUAUAAGUGUCACAUGAUCUUAGUAUAUAUACACCUGUUCUGAAAGGCCCCCAGAGUCUACAACACCACUAAGCAAGGGGCACCACCAAGCAAGCGGCACCAUGAAGACCAAGGAGCUCUCCAAACAGGUCAGGGACAAAGUUGUGGAGAAGUACAUAUCAGGGUUGGGUUAUAAAAAAAUAUCAGAAACGUUGAACAUCCCACGGAGAACCAUUAAAUCCAUUAUUAAAAAAUUGAAAGAAUAUGGCACCACAACAAACCUGCCAAGAGAGGGCCGCCCACCAAUACUCACGGACCAGGCAAGCAGGGCAUUAAUCAGAGAGGCAACAAAGACACCAAAGAUAACCCUGAGUAUCUGUCCAUAGGACCAUUUUAAGCCGUACACUCCACAGAGCUGGGCUUUACGGAAGAGUGGCCAGAAAAAAGCCAUUGCUUAAAGAAACAAAUAAGCAAACACGUUUGCUGUUUGCCAAAAGCCAUGUGGGAGACUCCCCAAACAUAUGGAAGAAGGUACUCUGGUCAGAUGAGACUAAAAUUGAGCUUUUUGGCCAUCAAGGAAAAUGCUAUGUUUGGCGCAAACCCAACACCUCUCAUCACCCCGAGAACACCAUCCCCACAGUGAAGCAUGGUGGUGGCAGCAUCAUGCUGUGGGGAUGUUUUUCAUUGGCAGGGACUGGGAAACUGGUCAGAAUUGAAGGAAUGAUGGAUGGCGCUAAAUACAGGGAAAUUCUUGAGGGAAACCUGUUUCAGUCUUCCAGAGAUUUGAGACUGGGACGGAGGUUCACCUUCCAGCAGGACAAUAACCCUAAGCAUACUGCUAAAACAACACUUGAGUGGUUUAAGGGGAAACAUUUAAAUGUCUUGGAAUGGCCAAGUCAAAGCACAGACCUCAAUCCAAUUGACAAUCUGUGGUAUGACUUAAAGAUUGCUGUACACCAGCGGAACCCAUCCAACUUGAAAGAGCUAGAGCAGUUUUGCCUUGAAGAAUGGGCAAAAAUCCCAGUGGCUAGAUGUGCCAAGCUUAUAGAGACAUACGCCAAGAUACUUGCAGCUGUAAUUGCUGCAAAAGGUGGCUCUACAAAGUAUGACUUUGGGGGGGGGAAUAGUUAUGCACGCUGAAGUUUUCAGUUUUUUUGUCUUAUUUCUUGUUUGUUUCACCCCAAAAAAUAUUUUGCAUCUUCAAAGUGGUAGGCAUGUUGUGUAAAUCAAAUUAUACAAACCCCCCAAAAAUCCAUUUUAAUUCCAGGUUGUAAGGCAACAAAAUAGGAAAAAGGGGGGUGAAUACUUUCGCAAGCCACUGUAUGUGUAUCCCCAUCAGACUCCACUUCUUCCGGAACCUCCAUGACUACAGGAUCCUGGUGUGUGGCGGAGAAGGCACGGUCGGCUGGAUUCUAGAUGCUAUAGGUGCAAGUUACUUCUUCUCCCCUCAAAGAGGUUCAUGACCAGUAGUUAAGGUCUCUGUGUAUCUCUAAAGCUGAACAAUGGCUGCCUUUGUGUGUUCUCAGACAGAGCUGUCCUGCCGGUGCGCCCCCCAGUGGCGGUCCUGACCCUCGGAACAGGGAACGACCUGGCUCGCUGCCUCCGCUGUCGAGGAGGUAAGGGCCCUGUUUAAUAUUAUGGUGUGCAUCCCAACUUGCACCCUAAUCCCUAUAUAGUGCACUACUUUUGACCAAGGCCCAUAGGGAAUACAGUGCUUUGGUUCAAAGGAAAGCACCCCAAAAUCAACGCUCGUCAUGUGUUUCUCUUGUAUAAACCCUCUGUGUCUAUGGAAACCCCUGUAGGUUACGAGGGCACGGAUCUCGGAGAGAUUCUGAAGGAGGUUGAGGAGAGCUCAUUGGUUUCUAUGGACCGCUGGCAUGGGCAGGUGAUUCCAGAGGACACCCAGGAGAUAGGAGACCCUGUGCCCUAUGAAAUGAUCAACAACAACUUCUCUAUAGGCGUGGUGAGUGAUGACCUCAGGGUCAUAGGGCCUGCUUUGGCUGAUUGGCUGUGUGGCUGUUGGAGUCUGUACAAUAUCCAAUUACCUGUGUUUCUCUUUUAACAGCCUUAUCAUAUAUUCAUUGAAUGAAUUGAAUACAUGUAAAUUCUACAGUGUGUCUACUGACAGGAUGCAUCCAUUGCUCACUGCUUUCACUCCAUGAGGGAGAAGCACCCUCAGAAGUUCAACAGCAGGUGAGAGUGAAUAAAGGUUGAGGAUCAAAGAGUGUUGAGUGAAAAAUCUGUUAUGGCUGGGUGUGUUUUCAUUUUAUCUCUCUGAGCACUGAUCCAAAACAAUGUGUUUUUAUGUUGUCUGCAAGGAUGAAGAACAAACUGGGGUAUUUUGAGUUUGCCACCUCUGAGACCAUCUCUGCCUCGCGCAGGAAGCUGAAUGAGUGUCUCAGCAUUGAGGUGAAUACUAAAGAGUUUUACAUUCCAGAUAUUCCAGUUCAGUGGUUUAAUGGAUCUUACCACAGUUUUCAAGUGUACACACAGUCUUAGCAAAAAGGAAAAUGUCUCUUUACCUGUUUGUGGCCCUGACUGUCUGUCUGUCCCUCCGUCUCCAUCCUUCUGUCCGUCCGUCUGUCUCUUAGUGUUGUGGGACACCCCUGGACCUGAGUGGUCACUCUCUGGAGGGUCUUGCCAUCAUCAAGAUACCCAGCAUGCACGGCGGAUCCAACCUGUGGGGCGAGGCUAAGAAGGCAGACAGAGACAUCAUGUCAGAGGAGGAGCCACCUGAGGUCGUCACUGACCACAACGUUUUCAAAAUGAGCUCACAAGGUACUGUGGGGUUUGCUUAUCUCACACAUACAGUGUUGGAGGUUUAUUUUGUUGACUAAUGAUAUGAAUGUGUAUUGUAGCAUUAUAUGUAAUAUUGUCACUUUUCUCCUUACACAGACCAUAUGGUCUGAAUUUGUCUUGGUUAUUAAGUCACUAUGUAUGAGAAUGAAUGUCUGCUUAUCGAGCAAGCGUAUGACAAUGUACAGUAUUUUCAUGUGUUCUGUUCCCUCCCACAGACCUGAGUGACAAGCGGAUUGAGGUGGUGGGGUUGGAGGGGGCUAUCGAAAUGGGUCAGAUCUAUUCUGGGCUGAAGAGUGCUGGACACAGACUGGCUCAAACCUCACAGAUCACUAUCAGGUAG